Messenger RNA from Papilio xuthus (Asian swallowtail), 721 nucleotides. RefSeq names its product gloverin-like. Bases 77 to 598 code for a protein of 173 amino acids. The record is from RefSeq and is a predicted model, not a curated record. Lineage: Eukaryota; Metazoa; Arthropoda; Insecta; Lepidoptera; Papilionidae. The transcript is spliced from 5 exons.
AGCAAAGCAACUCAGUGUGAAUAGAAUAAAGAAAUAUUUACGAUAAAAUUUAUAAAUUACAAAAUUAAAAGAAACAAUGAAGUUCGUAUUUGUAUUGUUCUGUUUUAUCGCCGCUGUCGCAGCGCAAGAUAUAUUGCUGGAAAGUUAUCCAGUAUGGUAUAUCACACCAGAAAGCCCCAUCGAACAGUACCAGAGAUAUCGCCGUGACGUCACAUUCGACCACAAGACUGACAAUGGCCGCGUAUUUGGUACACUUGGACAAAAUGACGCUGGUCUAUUUGGAAAAGGUGGAUACGAGCAUAAUUUCUUUGACGACCACCGCGGUAAAUUGGACGGGCAGGCGUAUGGCACACGGGUGCUCGGACCCUACGGAGACUCCAGUCACCUCGGAGGAGCCCUCAACUGGCGCAACGAUAACGCUGCUGCUUCUCUGGACGUUAGCAAGAUGAUACAUGGACCUACUUCUGUGUCGGCUGGCGCGGGCGGUGCAUGGCCUGUUGGUAAAAAUGGAGACUUCUCUCUUCAAGGCACGUACGGGAAAACUGGGGGAUACAACUCAGAAUUCGGUGGCUUGGCUAAGUUCAACUAUCGCUUUUGAAAAAUAAUUGACUUGGAAGAAUUGUAAAUUAUUUUUAUUUGAUGUGAUAUUUUGUUAAUAGUAUUUAUAAAUAAAAUAUAUGUUUUUCUGAUAUUGAAUCAAUUGACAGUGAAAUUAAAAUUA